AUGUUGCAUAUUUCUUUUCCUACCUUUAGUGAUUAUAUUUUUAAAUUGCUCCUGAUCGGUGAUUCAGGCGUCGGGAAAUCUUGUUUGCUUUUACGAUUUUCAGAUGAUGUUUAUACGGACAACUUUAUCAGUACAAUCGGAGUUGAUUUCAAAAUUCGCACGAUAGAGCUUGAUGGACAUCAUGUUAAACUCCAAAUUUGGGAUACAGCUGGACAGGAGCGGUUCCGGACCAUGACUGUUGCUUAUUAUAGAGGCGCUCAUGGAAUAAUUGUCGUAUAUGACAUUACAUCUGAGGAGAGCUUUCAAAACGUCGAAACGUGGCUGGAGGAGAUAAAACGCUACGCCAGGCCCGAUGUGACAAAGAUAGUUGUCGGUAACAAGUCCGACCUAACCGAUCAGCGUGUUGUUUCCUAUGAACAGGGCAAGCAAUUUGCCGCCAAUCUGGGUCUCCAGUUCCUUGAAACCAGCGCCAAAGACUCCUCUAACGUGGAGCAGGCGUUCUUCUCAAUGGCAGGCCAAAUCCUCCAGGUCUUCAAGCAGAACCGCCAGAAACAGCAGUCUUCCGAAGGCGGCGGCGGCGGCGGUGGCAUCGUCAUUACCAACUCGAAGCCCGUCAACGCCACCAGUGAAUCGAGUUCCUGCUGUUGA
Molecule: messenger RNA, 648 nt
Organism: Mesocestoides corti
Lineage: Eukaryota; Metazoa; Platyhelminthes; Cestoda; Cyclophyllidea; Mesocestoididae
Source: the annotation of a GenBank genome assembly